This is a messenger RNA of Fulvia fulva, 1896 nucleotides long. RefSeq names its product putative glutamate--tRNA ligase, cytoplasmic. The coding region runs from base 1 to 1896 and encodes 631 amino acids. The transcript has a single exon. Gene Ontology annotation, cellular component: methionyl glutamyl tRNA synthetase complex; cytosol; cytoplasm. Gene Ontology annotation, biological process: glutamyl-tRNA aminoacylation; translation. Gene Ontology annotation, molecular function: glutamate-tRNA ligase activity; ATP binding. Lineage: Eukaryota; Fungi; Ascomycota; Dothideomycetes; Mycosphaerellales; Mycosphaerellaceae. The record is from RefSeq and is a predicted model, not a curated record.
AUGGCAGAGGCACAAGUAAAGGAGUGGCAAGAGCGGGCUGAGGCGCUCAAGCCAUUGAACCUCAAGCAGAUCGAAGGUCCUCUCGGCGAGCUCAACGACCACCUCACGCUUCGCAGCUACAUUGUUGGCUACUCCCUCACGGACGCCGACACGACAGUAUGGAAGACCCUGCGCAGCAACCGAGUGGCACACGCAUACAUCAAGCACAACUUGAUGGUCAAUCUGUCGAGAUGGUUCAGCUUCAUCGAGGAAACAGCACAACCCACCAUCGACCUGCCCACGCGACCAAAGGAGACCGCAGACGAGGGUGCCAACUAUGACAUUGGCUUGCCAGAUGUCGAGAAGGGUGUUGUCACGAGGUUCCCACCUGAGCCAUCGGGCUACCUGCACAUUGGACACGCAAAGGCUGCUCUCCUCAACGACUACUUUGCACACAAGAAGUACAACGGCAAGAUGAUUGUCCGCUUUGACGACACCAACCCGUCCAAGGAGAAGCAGGAGUUCGAGGACUCCAUCCUGAAGGACUGCGAGCUUCUCGGCGUCAAGCCAGACCAGGUCACCUACACCAGCGACUACUUCGAGGAUCUGCACAAGCAAGCCGUGGAGAUGAUCAAGGCGGGCAACGCAUACGCAGACAACACACCACAAGAGCAGCUGAGAGAGGAGCGCAUGCAGAGAAUUGAGAGCUCUCAUCGUAAUGACUCCAUCGACGACAACUUGGCACACUUCGAGGAGAUGAAGAAGGGCACCGAGGAGGGCACAAAGUGGUACAUUCGUGCCAAGAUCGACAUGAGCAGCAACAACGGUGCUAUGCGAGACCCAGUCAUCUACCGCUGCAACCCAGAAGCACAUCACCGCACUGGGACAACCUGGAAGAUUUACCCAACCUACGAUUUUGCAUGCCCAAUCGUCGACUCUGUCGAAGGCAUCACCCACGCGCUCAGGACAACCGAGUACAACGACCGCGAUCCACAGUACCAGUGGUUCUUGAAGACUCUCAAUCUGCGCCAUGUCUACAAUUGGAACUUCUCCCGCAUGAACUUCAUCAAGACUUUCUUGUCCAAGCGCAAGCUGAACAAGGUCGUGAAUGAGGGCAAGGUCUGGGGAUGGGACGAUCCUCGCAUGCCAACUGUUCGUGGUAUCCGUCGCCGUGGUAUGACCAUCCCUGCUCUGCAAGAGUUCAUUGUCAAGCAGGGUCCAAGCAAAAACAUCAACCUCAUGGACUGGACCAACUUCUGGGCUACCAACAAGAAGUACAUCGAUAACACCGCCAAGCGCUACACCGCUGUCACCACCAAAGAUAAGGUCACCUGCACCGUUGCCGGCGCACCAGAAGCACCACGCACAGACGAGAAGCCAGUACACGCCAAGAAUGCAGAGCUCGGCAGCAAGAAGGUCGUGUUCAGCAAGACCAUCAUCCUUGACCAGGAAGAUGCUCGCUCUUUCGAGGAGGGCGAGGAGAUUACACUCAUGAACUGGGGUAAUGCCAUCGUUCGCAAGAAGAAGCACGGCCUCAACCCACUGAACCUCGUCAAGUCUGAGGAAGACAAGUCUGUCACUGAACUGGAGCUGGAGCUACAUCUGCAAGGAGAUGUCAAGAAGACCAGUAAGAAGGUGACAUGGUUGUCAACUGACCAGGAGCUAGUGCCCAUCACUCUGUACGACUUCGACUACCUGAUCACCAAGGACAAGCUGGAGGAAGAUGAUAGCCUGGAAGCUGCUCUGAAUCCAAACACUGAGUUCAAGACCGAGUCGCUUGCCGACUGCAACGUUGCUGAGCUUAAGGAAGACGACAUCAUCCAGUUCGAUCGCAAGGGCUUCUUCAGGAUUGACAAGCCGUUCAAGCACGGUGAGAGUGCUGUCGCAUUCCAGAUCCCCACCGGCAAGAAGAUGUAG